Messenger RNA from Cyclopterus lumpus (lumpfish), 1450 nucleotides. RefSeq names its product solute carrier family 35 member F1 (gene slc35f1). NCBI's taxonomy places the organism in Eukaryota, Metazoa, Chordata, Actinopteri, Perciformes, Cyclopteridae. The coding region runs from base 1 to 1158 and encodes 385 amino acids. Gene Ontology annotation, molecular function: transmembrane transporter activity. The record is from RefSeq and is a predicted model, not a curated record. Gene Ontology annotation, cellular component: membrane. The transcript is spliced from 8 exons. Gene Ontology annotation, biological process: transmembrane transport.
AUGAUGUCUGUCGUCUCAACUGUGGAGAGCGUUCCCAGAGGUACGGGCACCCCGGCGCCGAGCCUUUACCAGAGGAUAAGGAGGGUCUUAACCAGGGACCUGCUGGUGACCCUCGCCCUGGGUCAGGCCCUGUCCUUGUUAAUCUGUGCCAUCAGUCUGACCAGCAAGUACCUGGCUGAUGACUUCCAUGCCAACACGCCGGUGUUCCAGAGCUUUCUCAACUACAUCCUGCUGUUUCUGGUCUACACCACCACACUGGCAGUCAGGCAAGGGGAAGGGAACCUGCUGGCCAUCCUGAAGCAGCGCUGGUGGAAAUACAUGAUUCUGGGUUUAAUAGACAUCGAGGCCAACUAUCUGGUGCUCAAAGCUUACCAGUACACUACUCUCUCCAGUGUACAGCUGUUGGACUGUUUUGUCAUCCCAGUGGUCCUGCUGCUGUCCUGGUUCUUUCUUUUGGUGAGGUACAAGGCCGUCCACUUUGUCGGGGCAGGAUUGUGUCUGCUGGGUGUGGGAUGCAUGGUUGGAGCUGACGUCCUGCUUGGUCGACACCAAGGCCUUGAAGAGCAGAAGCUGUUCGGGGACCUCUUGGUCCUGGGUGGAGCAACGCUCUACGGGAUCUCCAACAUCUGUGAGGAGUUCAUUGUGAAGAACCUGAGCCGUGUGGAGUUCCUUGGCAUGAUGGGACUCUUCGGAUCCUUCUUCAGCGGCAUCCAGUUGGCCAUCAUGGAACACAAGGAGCUGCUGAAGGUAUCCUGGAACUGGCAGAUAGGUUUUCUGUACAUUGGUUUCAGUGCCUUUAUGUUCGGCCUGUACAGCUUCAUGCCGUUGGUGAUUAAGAGAACAAGUGCCACCUCAGUCAAUCUCUCUCUGCUCACCGCCGACCUGUACAGCUUCUUCUGUGGCCUCUUCCUAUUUCAUUACAAGUUCUCGUGCCUCUAUUUGCUGUCGUUCUUCAUCAUUAUCUUGGGGCUGGUCCUUUACGCCACCUCGUCCACCUACGUUGCUCAGGACCCACGAGUCUACAAGCAGUUCAGGAACACAGGCGGCCAGCCGGCCACCGACCAGCCUCCGCUCAGUGCUGGAGUCCUGGAGCCCUCUGUCACCUACACCAGCCUGGGACCCGAGGCGGGGGACGAGAUUCCCGUAUGCGUCGCCUAACAUCUGGGAGGGAGUAUUGUCUGUCAGGCUGGUGAAUCCUUGCCCAAAGUUGUAUACAGAGAAAUAUGUUGGCCGUAACCCGGUCUCCUGAGGUGAUCAGCCAGGUAGGUCCUGCUUAUCAUUUAAUGGCCUGUAUUGGAGAACAAAGUCUCCAGCCACUCAGUGACUAAGUUAAGACAAAUACAUGUAUCUGAGAAAUGAAUGAGCAGAAUUUCGUCAAAACAAAUAGCAAAGUGAGUGAAACUGUUGAUCAAAGACUGAGUAGACAGUAGUGACUGAUUAUUCAUGUAAA